Messenger RNA from Haliotis rubra (blacklip abalone), 363 nucleotides. RefSeq lists its product as uncharacterized. NCBI's taxonomy places the organism in Eukaryota, Metazoa, Mollusca, Gastropoda, Lepetellida, Haliotidae. The transcript has 2 exons. The record is from RefSeq and is a predicted model, not a curated record. The coding region runs from base 1 to 363 and encodes 120 amino acids.
AUGUGGAAACAGAGAGAACGGAAGUGUGCUACUUUCCUCAACAAGUGUCUCCGACAGAUCCCUCGCAUCAAGUGGUUCGAUAAAGUCUCCAACCUUGACUUGUGGGAAGCAGCGAAUGAAGACCAAGUCUCUGCUCAGAUCAAGCGACAAAAGUGGCGUUGGAUUGGACAUACGCUAAGAAAACACAAUACAAACAUCACCAGACAAGCGCUUGACUGGAACCCACAUGGCAAGAGGAAAAGAGGACGUCCAAAACAGACCUGGAGACGAAGCCUGGAAAAGGAACUGAGGGAAACCGGUUUAACCUGGGAGGCUACCAAGAGCAUAGCCUCUGACCGGCAAGCGUUUGAGGACAACUGUUGA